AAUCAGACCGACACCCUGCUGCUUCAGACCGCUUUCCUCUGCCCCGGAACAGAGAUCAAACCUGUGACAGUCUGUCCGAGCUUCAGUGCACCGUUCAGUGCAUGUCUGCAGGUUUAUAGCCCCCCUCUCACCUGAGGACCCGACUUUCUCCAAACUGGAUUCCCGGAGCUCCUCACCAUGCCUGCCCGGGUUUAGAUUCUCCAUGGAGCUCUCUAACUUGUACGAGGUCGCACCCCGACCCCUGAUGAGCAGCCUCAACCACGGCCAGCAGCCCCCCUCCGGCUACAGAGACCCGGCAGACCUCGGCGGUGAGAUCGGAGACAACGAGACCUCCAUCGACCUGAGCGCCUACAUCGACCCGUCGGCUUUCAACGACGACUUCUUGGCCGACCUGUUCCACCACAGCUCCCGGCAGGACAAGCUCAAGAUCAUGAACGGAGAAUAUGACUCUAUGCCGUGCGGCCCGGGGCCCCAGCAGCUCUACAUGUCCAACUACAUGGAGUCCAAGCUGGAGCCGCUCUACGAGCACAACCCGCCGCGCAUCCGACCGGUGGCCAUCAAGCAGGAGCCCCGUGACGACGAGGACCUGAACCCGGGCAUGCCCCCCACCUCCCACCACCCGCACCCGCACCCACAGCAGUACUCCCAGCAUUCCCAGCAGCAGCAGCUGCAGAUGCCGCACCUCCAGUAUCAGAUUGCGCACUGCGCGCAGACCACCAUGCACCUCCAGCCGGGCCACCCUACUCCUCCGCCUACCCCGGUGCCCAGCCCACACCAGCACCACCACCAACACCCGCACCAGCACCCGCAGCAGGGCGGCCUGAAGCUGCUGGAGCAGCGGGGAGGCGGGAAACCCAAGAAACACGUCGACAAGAGCAGCCCGGAGUACCGGCUGAGGCGCGAGCGCAACAACGUGGCCGUGCGCAAGAGCAGGGACAAGGCCAAGAUGCGCAACAUGGAGACGCAGCAGAAGGUUGUGGAGCUGACCGCCGACAACGAGAGACUGAGGCGGAGAGUGGAGCAUCUGACCCGGGAGCUGGACACGUUACGGGGCAUCUUCAGACAGCUGCCGGACGGAUCCUUCAAACCCAUGGGCAGCUGAGAGACUGGAGGUGGACUGGUAUGGAUUUAUACACACAAAUGGUUCUGCAGCUCUUCAUGUGUAUGGACGGACUGAGAGCUGUGAGGAGACUGAGGCAGCUGAGGUGUUCACUGCAAAAAAACCUGUUUAAACGAAGCAUCCUGUCUUUUCUGAGUCCUAAAACUCCAGUCAGCUGCUCAACCUUCAAAAGUUUGGUCUUAAAAAAAAUAAGAACAUAAAAUUAAAUAAAUAAAUAAAAGAACUUGCUCUCAGAGCAGUUUCUCUGGUGUCAGAUCAUAAAACAGGACAGAAAAUGACACCUGACUUUAGAAAACUCUCUUGUUUUAUUGGCUGCAGGUGAAAUCUUCUCACCUCCAUCUCAUCGGCUGAUUACUCUUCACUUGUUCUGAGAAAAUGAGAGUGGUGUUCGCUCAGUAAAAGACUGAAUGGCUCGUUCAGACUCCAUCUUUUGCUGUGUUCAUGUGCCUUUUUAAACUUUUGUGCAAAAGCCAAUAAGCUCGUUCCCCUGCAGAUCCACACGACAGAGGACUGGUUGUUUUUGUGCCUUAUUUCCGUACAGACUGUGUGCCGUGUCACACUUAACUCACAUAUCAGAGCAGCUAAGGUAGGGCAUGGUGGCGAUGAUCCCAGAUCAGCCUGUUGUGCAUGUUUUUCCUUAAUUAUUUUUGUUUGUUUUAUACAAGUUACCAUCUCCAUAUCCUCUCCUGAUAAACUAGAAUUUGUCUUUAUAGAGUUAUGAAAUGCAAAGUGCACACUGCUUUUAUAUAGGCUAAAGUGUAUGUGUAUGUAUGUAUGUUAUUUUCUUUCUGCAGAGACAGUAAUGCAUGGACGCCUGCUCAGUCUUAUGUCUCUCCACACGAAUGAGGUGCAGGGCUGUUGGCCCGCUCUGGUACGAGGUCUGUCUGAUGGUAUGGGCGGGCGAUAGCACAGCGUUGUCUGUCCACCAGUGCUCAGAGGACAGAAAGUCAAACUCAAGAGACAGAAAAAUCCUCUCAAAAAUAAAAAAAAGUCAAAUAUCUUAGCUGCAGCUUUUUAUUCACGGAGACAUGACGACUGUGAACGACUGUAACAUCUCCACACCCAUCGUGUCAGCUGAAAACCUUGUAAAUCCACUUUGAAGUUUGUGUUUUUCGUGCUUCCAAACCAGUUGGAGUAAAAGCAUUUGGGACCUUGCAGACCUUUGCACUAUGACAUAAAAAAAUGCUUCAUCUUCCUGCUCAAAAGCGAGGUGGCUCUUCUCUCUUAGGUUCCUAAAAGCUGAUGUUGUGGAGAUGCAAGUUCUUCGUCUGUAUGAAUGAUGAUCGCUGAGUUAUCGCUCAGCCCAGAGUCUGGUCAUUUAAAGCCAAAGUGAAAUAUACAAACACAUUCUCAAAAACAAAGACUGGAAUUGAAACUGUGGUACCUGCUUCAUCCUGUCACCGUCCACUGGAAACCCAGCGUCUCCAAACCCACUGGACCCCGUUGGUUUUUCUGCAGAGGACUGACUCUGUGGGAGACGUGUGGUUUCCAGAGGACGGUGGCAGGAAAGCAGCUCUGUCUUAUGCACUAUUUGUUGUCAAAUGAAGCACAGUGUUGUCUUUGACACAUGCAUGGGUACUGAUCUGAAAAGACGAAAACACGCCUCGUUCUACAUACGUGUAUUUAUGUGUCGUUGAUUUUGAGAAAAAACAAACAAAAACAAAAUGUGAAAGGUUUCUAUGCAACACGUUUCUUCCUCUUUUCCACUGUUGUAUUGUCUCUCUCUCUCUCUCUCUCUCUCUCACACACACACACACACACACACGCACACACGCAGAGUGCCUUCUGACCUUUGACCUCUUGCUGGUCUGCUUGUCGUGGAUUUUUAAAAAUCAAUGAUUUGUGUCAGUGAGGAAAAAGGAAGCACUUUUUUUUUUUUUACAAACUGAUGUUAAACCAACGUUUGUUUCAAAGUUAAGGUCUCAAUUGUAAAAUAUGCCUAUAUAUAAAUAUAUAUAUAUAAAUAAAUAUAUAUAUAUAUAUAAUACCAAAAAAUCUGAAUUCUAAUAAUAAAAGAGUUUGUUUUAUCA
Messenger RNA from Toxotes jaculatrix (banded archerfish), 3150 nucleotides. It is a transcript of the gene cebpa, whose product is annotated as CCAAT enhancer binding protein alpha. Lineage: Eukaryota; Metazoa; Chordata; Actinopteri; Toxotidae. Gene Ontology annotation, molecular function: RNA polymerase II cis-regulatory region sequence-specific DNA binding; DNA-binding transcription factor activity, RNA polymerase II-specific. Gene Ontology annotation, biological process: myeloid cell differentiation; regulation of transcription by RNA polymerase II; DNA-templated transcription. The transcript has a single exon. Bases 203 to 1102 code for a protein of 299 amino acids. The record is from RefSeq and is a predicted model, not a curated record.